This is a messenger RNA of Trypanosoma rangeli, 3207 nucleotides long. Its product is annotated as tRNA wybutosine-synthesizing protein 4. The transcript has a single exon. Gene Ontology annotation, biological process: tRNA methylation; wybutosine biosynthetic process. Gene Ontology annotation, molecular function: protein binding; tRNA methyltransferase activity. NCBI's taxonomy places the organism in Eukaryota, Euglenozoa, Kinetoplastea, Trypanosomatida, Trypanosomatidae. The coding region runs from base 1 to 3207 and encodes 1068 amino acids. The record is from RefSeq and is a predicted model, not a curated record.
AUGACGCAAGACGGUGCGGCGAUGGUCGCCAAGACGGGGGUCAGCCGUGACACUGCGGUGCAGCGCACAAACGACGACAGCGUUGUGAGCAAACGCUCGGCGGUAUUCCACAAUUACUUUAAGGACAUGUACCUGCGUUACUUUGUGCGGAAGUUGUCCCGGCGCUCACCAUUGAUCAAUCGCGGGUACUACUUGCGCAUGCUUGUCAUUACCGACCUCGUUGAGAGAAGCAUUCGCCACCUCCAAACUGCCGCCGCUGCCAGUACGGGGCCCGUACAGGUUGUCUCGCUUGGCGCCGGAUACGACACUCUCGCCAUGCGUCUUAAAGGCGAGCCCCAAUACGCCGGUGUGCAUUUUUACGAAAUUGACUUCCCGUCGGUUAUGCAGUCCAAAUCCGAAUUGGUCCGAGUCGCUCCAAAAGAUGCCUUCCCGGAGGACUUAAUGGCGGAACCGGCGCAAGAACUGGUGAAACUGCGGGGAAAAAAUUAUUAUGCAGUUGGGGUGGAUCUACGCGACACGGAGCACGACUUUAUUACCACGCUAAUGAAGGUAUCACCUGAUUUCUCCCCGCUGCAUCCUACGGUUCUCUUUGCCGAAUGUGUCAUGCAAUACAUGCCCCCAUAUUCCGCUUCCGAUCUCAUCAAACGGGUGGCGUGCGCCUUCUCGAGAGCUAUAUUUGUUGCGUAUGAUCAGAUAAAUCCGUCAGAUAGUUUUGGCAACGUGAUGCAAGCUUCCCUUCGUUCUAAAGGCAGUCCAUUACUUGGGCUUGCGGAAACACCUGGUAAGAUGGCGAUGCUUAGUCGUGCUUUUGCAUGUGGUAUGAAAGAAACAGCUUUUGCGAACUUUCACGAUCUUUCACAUUAUUAUUUAACGGGGGACGAGCGGCGACGAGUGGAGGCGCUUGAGCCAUUUGAUGAGACGGAAGAAUGGUGUGAGAUGUGUGAGCACUACGGCAUCACCAUGGCUGCAACGUCGCAUGAGGUUGGCAUGCCUGCCCAUCCAGCAUUUAUGGGGACAACACGCGAGGCUGCAACACAAGCCUCACAGGCAACAGCGCAGGUUGCUGCACACGUUGAAAAGUGGCCCGUUAGUCGAUUUGGUUUUGAAGGUUGGGGCAAUGGGCAGGCUUUUGCAGAGGAGCUUCCCUCUGGAGAUGUGGUCAUUGUAUCGUUUGGUGGUUUUUCUGCCACACGAGGUCAUCAGAGGACGAACACAGUGCGGGUUCAUAGUCUUUGUGAAGGAGAUUACAGGGUCACCACCACCUCUUCCAGUGCGGAACCACCUGCCCUUGUGUUUCACUCAUUCAGUCGUGUAGCGCGUGGGGUGUAUGUGGUGCUCGGCGGCCGCACGAACCCCACGGAUGUCAUGAUGGAUGCCUUCUUGCUGCAACUGGACUUUCCCGAGCAAGCUGCACAGGUGCAAAAAAAACAUAUUGUGGCUUGGUGGUCAAAACUUGAGCCAGUGGCGGGCGCUGGUGAACUUCCAGAGGCACGUUACCGUCACACUGCGAUUGCGGUGGAAGACAACACAGAAAAUUUGCAGCGGUCUAUUUUUGUCUUUGGAGGUCGCAAUGGAGCAGGUUAUUGCUUGAACGAUGCAUGGAUUGCGAGGGUUUGCGGAACGACAGUGCAUUGGAAGCGUCUGCCGCUUGCAGGCGAGAUCCCACCUCCGUGUUGUUCGAGUGCAGUGAUUGAUAUUCGUGCCACCACUGCCGUAUUGCUCAGCGGUGGCCUGUUGGCAGGCGAUGUCUGUGAGGGUGCUGUGUGGCGCGUGGACUGGGCAACAGGCAAUUGCUGCAAAAUGUCAUACGUGUUGCCUCCACGCUUCUCUCAUACGAUGUGCCAUGUGAAGGUGGACGGUGUGGCGCGUGUCCUUGUCCUUGGUGGUUCAACCUGUCAGCCACGCGAAGGAGAUCUGUCGGCGCUGCUCCUCGAUGCUGAAACAGGUGAGACAGCAAGUGUGCUGGCACUCCCUCCGGAGUGCCCAACAUGGACCCGGCACUGCUGUAUAUCACUGGGUGAUGGCGUUGUAGCGGUUCUUGGCGGUGGUUUCACAUGUUUCUCUUUUGGAACCUUUACCGUCAAGCCGUUGCUCCUCUUCCUGGGUGAUACUAGCGACUGGAAUGUGGACAAGCGACCCAAAACUGUGGUGGCGUCAUGUCAGCUGCCUCUGUCUCCACACCUCCCGUUUAAACGGCCUCAGGUUGAGGUACAGCCGUUUAGCAAAGAGGCCUUUUUGGCACUUGCGUGUCAACCAAAUAAGCCGGUCGUCUUCCGCAAAGUUGAUCUGGGAUCCUGCGUGGACGUUUGGGCAGAUCCGGCAUACUUGAAGGCAAGGGAGGGAAACAUGAUGGUUUCAGUUCACGUUGCUCGGGAAACGCACUUGCUUGACUUUGUAAGGAAGAACUUUGCGUUCCAGCACGUUUCGUUUGCCUCGCUGGUGGACCACUGCGUGGCGGCAACGAGUAACUCUCCGAAGGCGGAAGGAGAGGCCUGGUACUUUCGUGCGGUGGCGCCCAACAUGAAAACAGAACGUGCAAAUUUAUGGAAGGACUUUCCAGGUUUAGGGAGCGACUUUGUGCUCCCACCCGCCGUUGCGGAACAUGUCGAGCCCCGCAUGCAUCAAGCCUGUCUUCGUCUGAAUGCUCCGCCGCUGCAACUGUGGACGCACUAUGACACUCUGGACAAUGUUCUUUGCCAGGUUGUGGGGAAAAAGCGUGUCGUUCUUUUUCCUCCUAGUGAGUACAAUAACCUUUACAUGAGCGGAAGUUCCUCGGUGGUGUUGAACAUUGACGCACCAGAUUUGGACCGAUUUCCUCGUUUUGCAGACGCCUGCCGCCAUGCCACUGAGGUUGUGCUGGAGCCUGGGGAUAUGCUUUUUAUACCAUCCCACUGGUUUCACCACCUCACGACGAUGGAGGGAAGCUACUCCAUCAGCGUUAACGUCUUCUUUGAGCGAUUUCCCCGGGAAGACUAUGAUAAGAAGGACUUGUACGGAAACAAGGAUUUUCCGGCGGUGUCGCGACUACGCAAGCGCGUCGUUGAACAUGUGCAGCAGCUUAUUUCUGAAUCCGCUAGGGAACGCACAAGUGAUGGGCAGCCCCUGCCACUAGAAUUUGUCGAAUUUGCUCUGCGGCAGGCAAUUCAGGAUCUUGAGGAAAUAACUGAUAACAUGGCCGCCUCUCAAAGCGGUGGUGAACGUCAUUAA